This is a messenger RNA of Zingiber officinale, 2130 nucleotides long. Its product is annotated as disease resistance protein At4g27190-like. The record is from RefSeq and is a predicted model, not a curated record. NCBI's taxonomy places the organism in Eukaryota, Viridiplantae, Streptophyta, Magnoliopsida, Zingiberales, Zingiberaceae. The transcript has 5 exons. Gene Ontology annotation, molecular function: ADP binding; protein binding. The coding region runs from base 1 to 2130 and encodes 709 amino acids.
AUGGGUGGAGUAGGAAAGACUGCAUUGUUGGAAGAAAUAAGAAGAAAGGUUAAGGAAGCAGAAAUGUUUGAUCUAGUAAUAGAUGUGGUUGUGUCACAGAAUCCAAACAUAGCUCAGAUCCAACGCGACGUGGCUGAUGCGCUGGGCAUGAGUGAAUCGUCAAAUAAGAUGUUGGUCACUAGGUUGAAGCAGGAGAAGAAAGUUUUGAUAAUGUUGGAUGAUGUUUGGGCACAACUGGAACUAGUUAAGGAAGUUGGGAUUCCAUACCAAGAACACAAUGGUUGUAAAGUCAUACUUACCUCUCGCUCAGCUGAACUAUGCAAUCUAAUGGAAACUGAUGUCUCAGUGGAAGUUGCCACCUUGUCUGAAGAAGAUUCAUGGCAACUUUUCAGGAUGAGGGCAGGACAAGUUCUUGAGUCUGAUGACAUAGAAGUGGUUGCAAGAAAGGUAGCACAAGAAUGUUGUGGUUUGCCGCUGGCAAUUGUUGUAGUGGGAAGGGCAUUACGAUCUUACAAAGACUCAAGAUAUUGGGAAGAAGCCUUGUCCCAACUCAAGCAAUCUGUUCCUUCAAACAUUGGAAAUGUGGAGGAAAAAUUGUAUAAAUCACUAGAACUAAGUUAUCAAAAUCUGAAGAGUUCUGAACUAAAACAGCUGUUUCUCUACUGCUGUUUGUUCCACAAGGACUAUGAUAUCAGUGAGGAAGAAGUAACUCGAUACGCAGUGGGAGAGAAUUUAUUGAGUAAUAUCUCGACUUUAGAGGAGGCACGUGGCAGAGUGCAUUUUUUGCUCGAGACACUGAAACUUUCAUGUUUACUGCUUGAUAGUAAGAAACCCAGGUGUGUGAGGCUUCAUGGUGUGGUGCGAGAUGUUGCUGUGUACAUUGGCUCCAAGUACGACAACCAUUUCCUUGUUAAAGCUGGACUUCACCUGAGAUAUUGGCGAGAGCGUGAGAACUUUGCAGCUUGGGACAGAAUUUCACUUAUGAACAAUGACUUGCAAGAAAUUCCUGAAAAUCCAAAUUGCUCUAAACUAGUUCUGUUGUUGCUGAAUAUGAAUCCAAUUACCAGUUUGCCAACCAAUUUCUUUGAAAACAUGGUCACACUAAAUGUUCUUGAUUUAAGUGAUACAUACAUUACUUGUUUGCCUUUGUCGUCGGCAUGCUUAAAAAAACUAGGAACUCUCCGUUUGGACAGAUGUAAAUGGCUGAAUGAUAUAAAUGUGGUAGGGGAACUAAAGACACUCAUAAUACUUUCUUUGCGGGAAUGCAUACAGAUAAGUGCAUUACCGGAAAAUAUAGUUGCUCUAGUUAAGCUAAAGCUUUUGGAUUUGUCUUAUUGCACAUCACUGCCGAUACCCAGAAAUUUGAUACCAAAGUUAACUAGACUCGAAGAACUUUACUUUAGAGGCUGCAAUGUGACUGAAGCACUUUUCAUUGAGAAUUCAGAUGUAAUCAGCUUCUGCACUGGAGUUGUUCCUCCUGGAAGCUUGCAUAAGCUCACAACUUUGGAAACAUUGGACACAAUUCAUUCACGAUUACUACCAUCUGAUACUUUUAAGAAACUGAAGCAACUAAAGAUAAUGGGAUGCCCAUGCCUUAAACAUGUUUUCUUGCCGAGCAUUGCAAAUGAGUUUCAAAGCCUAGAAAAGCUGGAGAUGAAAAAUAACGGCUCCAUUGAGACUAUUAUCACUGACAAAGAAGUCUGUGAUUUGAAGAAGGGGGCUUUCCCCAUGCUCCAGCAACUGCUGCUCAUUAAAUUACCCAGGCUAGGUUGUUUCUUCAUAGGAGAACCAGCAAAAACCUUGGAUUGGCCAUCAUUGGAGUACAUCCACUUGAGUGACUGUUCGAACCUAGCAAGACUGCCCAUUGGACGUGAGAGCGCACAGAAGCUGAAGAAGUUGCAUGUUGCAAGCCUCAAUGAUGUUAUCUGGUUCAAAACAUUGAAAUGGAAAGACAAUACGACAAAGUCACGCUUUGACAUCAUGAAUGAAAGUGAUGUUCUUAAAGCUGUUCAGAACGUGCACGCAAUGAUAGACAAAGAGGUUGACAAUGGAGUAUUUUAUCUGACAGUUCUAUCAGUUUUUCCAGCCAUAAAGUUGUUAAAAGCUGAAUAUAUUAACCAUAGAGUGUAG